CUCUCAGUCUCCUCUUUAGCCUACCCUGUCGCUUUUCUAUUCAGCCUCCGCACAAUGGAAGCCUUUGAUCUCUCCGCUGCUCCCCCAGAAUUCGCGGUCUGGGCACCAACAGUCUAUGCCCUUAAUGCUUACACCAACAUAAUCUGGCUCUAUGUGUACUAUGGCAUGAUAUACCGAUCUUACAAAGACAAGUCCUUUGCCAUGCCACUCAUUUGCCAGUGUCUCAACAUCGCAUGGGAGAUCACCUUCGGUUUUCUAUUCUCUCUAGACCACUGGCUAAUCAGUCUUACCUUCCAAGUCGCCACGAUAAGCAACUUUGGCGUCAUCUUCGCGGCGAUCAAGUAUGGGUCCAGAGAAUGGGACCGAUCCCCAAUGAUACAACGCAACUUGCCUUGGUUAUAUGGCGGUGGGAUAUUACUGGCAAUUGCAGGGCACACCUGUCUUGCGUCAGAGCUCGGCAUGGUGAAGGCUUGCUUCGCGAACGCAAUUGUAUGUCAGGUUAUUCUGAGUGUUGGGUAUGUCAGUCAGCUUUUGGUUCGAGGAGCCACGCGUGGAUUUUCCCUUCAAUUAUGGUUCUUCCGGUUCACGGGCUCGUUGACUCUAAUCCCGGAGUUUUACCUUCGUAUUAAGUAUUGGCCUGAGGCUUUUGGAUGGCUGGGCGAGCCUUUUAUGCUCUGGUGCUGUUAUCUCUAUCUCGGCUUUGAUUUGGCAUACCCAGUGCUCUUUUGGUAUAUACAACGACGGGAGAAGGAGGAGGCGAUGGCCAAGGCUCUCAAGGACAGGUAGCACUAUGCCUUCAUAAUUCUAAGAUAGAAGGCGGUAUGAUGCUGAAGGCUGGUAGAGGUUUGCGGGGGGGGGCUCUACCUUUAUAAAGUUGUACUUGAGCCGACCGUACCUAUUAGCAGAUAGAAGAGGGCUAGGCAUGGGGGUUUCUUUCCCUUUUGUGUGUGUGUGUGUGUGUGUGCGUGCGUUUCCAGUCUAUUUGUCCAGCCCUAAUUGUUAUUUAUUAUUGGAAUCUGUAGCUCACUUUGCUACUUACGAGCUGUACUAUAUCUCUCUCAUU
Messenger RNA from Aspergillus piperis CBS 112811, 1063 nucleotides. RefSeq lists its product as uncharacterized. Lineage: Eukaryota; Fungi; Ascomycota; Eurotiomycetes; Eurotiales; Aspergillaceae. The transcript has 2 exons. Bases 55 to 786 code for a protein of 243 amino acids. Gene Ontology annotation, molecular function: lyase activity. The record is from RefSeq and is a predicted model, not a curated record.